Cololabis saira (Pacific saury) is the source of this 7551-nucleotide messenger RNA. RefSeq names its product vascular endothelial zinc finger 1-like. Gene Ontology annotation, biological process: regulation of transcription by RNA polymerase II. Lineage: Eukaryota; Metazoa; Chordata; Actinopteri; Beloniformes; Belonidae. Gene Ontology annotation, molecular function: DNA-binding transcription factor activity, RNA polymerase II-specific; RNA polymerase II cis-regulatory region sequence-specific DNA binding. The coding region runs from base 44 to 1534 and encodes 496 amino acids. The record is from RefSeq and is a predicted model, not a curated record. Gene Ontology annotation, cellular component: nucleus. The transcript has 7 exons.
CAGAAGAAGAACCCGCUCCUCGCUGCAGCUAGCUGGAUCGGACAUGGAGCCGAGCUGGAGCGCGUUUCUCUUCCAGCAAACCAACGAUGCGUUGCAUCACCAGCAUCAACUAGCUGGGAACAGCCUCUUGCCGCUUCUCAAUUCUGGAACAGAACCACCCGAUGAGAAGCCAGUACUGCCCAUUCUUCUGGACCAGAAACCACCGGUCAGUUCUGCAGAACACCUGAAAGACAGUAUGGCUGGAGGAGGAGGAACAGGAGGAGGAGGGGGUUCGGUUCCUAUGAUUAAGAAGGAGCCUAAAUCAAAGACCCCCUUCAUUUGUGCUUACUGCAACAAGGCAUUUCGAGACAGCUAUCAUCUACGACGGCAUGAGUCCUGCCACACCGGUAUUAAGAUGGUGUCACGGCCUAAGAGGACCCAAAUGGCCCCCACCAUGGUGCCCCUGGUGUCCACGGUAACCCGCGACAACAGUGGGAAUCCUUCAUAUGUCACUACUGUGGCAGGCAUCCUGACCACAGCCACGACAUCAGCGUCCACAGGAACGGGCAUCAUGGCCCCGGUACCACCCCAGCAGACAGCCCCCAAAAAGCCCCCGAAACCGGUGAAAAAGAACCACGGCUGUGACAUGUGCGGGAAGGCCUUCAGGGACGUUUACCACCUGAACCGCCACAAACUCUCGCACUCCGAUGAAAAGCCGUUUGAGUGCCCGAUCUGCCAGCAGAGGUUCAAAAGGAAGGACCGCAUGACCUACCACGUACGCUCGCACGACGGCGGCGUGCACAAGCCUUACAUCUGCUCCGUCUGUGGGAAGGGCUUCUCCAGACCUGACCACCUGAGCUGUCAUGUCAAGCAUGUCCACUCAUCAGAGCGGCCGUUCAAGUGCCAAGUUACGGCAUGUACGUCUGCCUUCGCUACCAAAGACCGCCUGCGCUCCCACAUGAUCCGGCACGAAGGUAAAGUGACCUGCACCAUCUGUGGUAAAAUGCUGAGCGCCGCUUACAUCACCAGCCACCUGAAGACCCACGGCCAGGCCAGCUUCAACAACACCUGCAACAGCAAAGGAAUAAGUAACCGGCAGUGGAACCACUCAGGCUCACAGAAAGGUGAGUUGACGGUAGGAGAGAUUUUAAAUAACUCCUUCCAAGUCCUAAUAGACAACCGUCACAGAGAUGCAAACAAUGUGCACAACAGCUCCAACACCACGCCAGCCACAGACUCUUCUGCCAUCACAUCGGCAGCGAAUCGCAACGCCAUCGGGGGGAAUCCGGUCACCGUGGCUGCUCAGAUGAACGUCGCCACCAACACCGUCAACAUCACGUCAGCGGUCAACCUGCAGCACCCGGUCACCAUCACGGGCCCCGUCAACCUCACCUCCAUCAACAUCCCUACUACGGCGCAUAUGAACCUCGGCCACCCGGUCGCCAUCAGCACCCCCAUGCCCAUGAACAUCACCGCGCCACUCAACAUCACCAUGAGGUCCAUGGAGAGCAUGCCCUUCCUGUCCCAGAUCCUGCCAUCGUCCCCGCCGUGGUAGAGCUGCACCGGCUCUGGUAGCGGCUCUGGUAGCGGCUCCGGUAGCAGCUGGUAAUGUUUGAAACUGCCUUGCAGAAAACAGGGACAUCAGAUGUGAGGAGGAUGUCCCUGAGACUCGGCUACUAGAGCGCAAACGUCAGAAGGUUAGUAGUGGGGGUUCAGCCUCUCAGUCAUUAUUGAGGCGUCGUUUCACACCCGUGAGUUCGUCAUAGGACUUGGCAUGUCCACAACGCAUCGGACAGUCGUUCUCCAGAAACAUCCCCAGCACCGAUGUGUUACGGAAUGAUGCUUUAUUUAUUUACGGUGUUCUUAUGUAGGAAAUUUCUAAAAACAAGUUUUAUUUCUACUAAUUACUUGAAAAACUAAGGUACUUAAUCACAUUUAGAGUAAAAAUCGUGGUAAAUGCCGCACCAGAAGUCUGAAGGCAGAUCCGUCUGAAACUGCUCAUCGGAGGCGUUUCUACUUUCAGGGGCUGCUCUGAUUGGUUGCUCCGGAGUCAAAGUUGUAAGACGUCUCGUGGUGAUGCGUUUAGCUGUUACACUUCAAGAAGGAAACGGAACAGAUUUGUUGAAGUUCAAGUUGAGCAAGCUCAAUUUAGGCCAGCUGAAUUAGCAUUACGGACCAGUUUUACAGAGCGACAAAAACAGCAUGACAGAGUGAGGUUGAAAAAACAUAUUUUUUUAAAUAAAUGUAUUUUUAUAAUCUUUUGCAAGUGAAGACAGCUCAUUUUCCUUCUCUACAAAUUCUGGAUACUGAGGCUGAGCUUGUGGCCUGGUUGCCCUCUGGUGGCUGCGGGACGUCUAUGCAUCCAUGCCGUCUCUGAUAGAAGCAGCUCUCAUGUCCUCCAGCUGGACCUCAGUCUUCAUCAGCAGCUCUGACCUGCUGGACCUCCACAGAGCACUUCCUUCAACCUCUCAUGCUCACGUCCUAGUGUGUUACCACACGACUGCUUCCAUUACCUGGAUGAUGUCACAGGCUGCGGUACGUGUAGGACCCUCUCUACCUGGAGAGGUUUGUGGCCUCUACUUACAGCUCAGAAAGGACAGUGGAGCAGGGAGAGACCAGUCCCCUGGUAGGACAAGAGACCAACGUUAGAAGAAAUGGACUUUCGUACCAGUCACAGGUUCAAGCCUCUAAAAUGCUCCGGGUGCCGGUCUAGAUCGAUCUGAUCCCUGACUGUAAAUGCCUCCUUGACAGUCUGGUCUAAGACACAAGCUGCUGCGUUAAAUGAGGCGGUUUUUCAUUGGGACAGAAACACAAAAAGAACUUUUUUCUUCAUGUUUGAUGUGGUUUCAUGUGGACGGCAGUUAAAACAUUCCCAGCUGCUACUCGCUCAGAUCAGUUUCAUAUCCAUCUUACUUUGCAAGCUCUAGUCGUUGGCUUCAGUGUGAUGGAUGUCCGACAGACGGGGCAUCACCCAAACACAUCAACUUAUCUGCUGUUGGGAAGUGAAGCUUCUCUGAUCUUCUUCGGUUCGGUUUGAAGGACAUGAAGGUGGCCACUCGCACGGUUUCUUCUCCACUUGCCUCCAGACGUUCAUGCGUGGCGACGUCCGGCGGCGGACCGGCUCCUUCUGCUGCUCUUGUGUUGAGUUGCUCGUAUGCUUCCUCUUAAAGUCACUCUAGGGCUUUUUGUUGUUUUAAUGGACUUGUCAGUAUUCAAUAGUGGCUGAAUGUCUCGGCGUCAUCAGCGCCUUCCCAAGUGGACGUUUCUGGGAACCUCCUCGUCGCUGGGAGUUCUGGUGUCUCUGCCAGCGGUUUGGGUGUCGUCUUAUCAGGACGCGAGGACCUGCUGAGAUCACGUCCAUUCGGCUGGGUUUUUAUCAACGUGGUAACUGUCAGACACACCUGUACAGGUGGACGUGGGAGGACUUUUACUGUAAUACGUAAAGGUAAAACCUUUUUUAUUGUUGAAAUAAAAAUCAUCUGAUCAUGGUGGGUCUAGUAAACACAACUUCAAACAACAAAAUAGAACUUUUUUCUCAUUUAUUUAACAAUGAAGCCAACUGACUAGUGAUUUCCGCUUGAAGAGCGUUGGAGCCCAGACAGUUUUAAAAUGUUUUUUUAACUUUUCCAGAGUGAAGUGCAGCUACAGCCGCCUCUCUACGACCAUUGCUGAUGUCUCUCCUCCUUGGACUCACUAUGAUCGAAUGGUUUUUAUUAUGUUUUUACACCAAAAGGGGGUGGGGGUGGAGGGACGAACUUCUGCGCAUGUGAAACCAGCUCUGUAGUUUCUUCACAUGAUUUUAAAUGUUCUCUCUGCCAGUCAAACUCAGGAAGGCGACUGAGGGUGGUCUUCUGGAGGUUUCUUUGCCAACAUAAACCCCUUGUCUCGAAGCCAACGGAGAUCAGACGUGGGCCUGAGGGCGUGAGGCGUCUUUAGACUCCAGCAUCACAGGACUUCCUGUUUUAGGAGAGCCGCUCUGCAUCAGGUGCAUGUCUGAGUUUAGUACCAGUGGGUGGGAGGAGCUCAACGGAUGUAGUGAAGCAGCACGAGGAUUGAUGGCAUGUGAGCGUGUGCACUUGAGGCCCUUGCUUUAGAUUUUAACCCUAAAAAAACUUAAGACAAGAUUAUUAUUUAAAAGCUGCUCUUACAGCGAGAUGACAGAACUCACAGUGCCUUGUUAAAGUCUUCUUAAAGAUAAAGCUCCAUCCUGGUGGACUUGGUUCCCCGCAGGAUGAUGGUGCUGCCGCCGUGCUUCGCUGUGGGGAUCCUUCUCUCCACAUGAUAAACUUUGUGCCUCGUUCUAGUGCCAAACCUUUUGAUUUCCUAAUGUCCAAUAUUGAUGGGUCUGAGUGAUACCUUGUAAAUAACUUUGGCCUUGAGCUGUUUGCAGAGCUCUCUGGUCUUUGUUUAGCUGUUACAGAUCAUGUGACACAUGCUCGUCAGUAUGAACUGUCAGGAAGUGUCUCACUGUUAUCGAUUAAUGUCGCAAUUCUGCACUGGCCAAUGUUUCUGGAUGAAAUCUGCUUCAGUGGAGUCGGUCAUGUGACUGUCCACCACUCCUGGCUGUAAUCCCUUAUCCACAAACGUCUGGACAGAUGUUGAAGCCGUCACUCCACACAUGGACAACGCUAGAAAUGUUGCCCUCUUUUUCCUCGGCUUUUCUUCUCAUUAUAAUUAGUUUAUGAAUUUGUCAGUUUCCACUGCAUGAAAGCUUCAAAGGGAAGUAAUCCCGGCUCCCUGCUGCUGCAUCCGUAUUAACUUCCAUAAACCUGACGGUCUGUGUUUGACGUCGGUUCUAGCCCCUCGUGCGUGUCACUUCAAAAUAGAAGUCUGUUGACGAAGAAGUCUAAUACAAGACGCAUUUAAAAUACUCUGAUCCGAAUAAAGCAUUACGGUCUGCAGUGUGAACGCAGCCUCAAAGACCAGAUCCACAUUGAGGGGAAAAUGGUCUGGGUGGGUUCUGAAAGACGAGCUGAUGGUUUAGGUUAAGCUUUCGUAUGUGUUGUAUUUUUAACAUUUCCGGCUGCUAUAUUUUUAGAUUUAGGUACAAAUGUAGGGCCUCGUAGUGGAAGUGCGAAUUCAUGUUUAAAGACUACUUUUCUUUUUUCUGUACCUUUCACCCCAUCUAGGUCCAUUUUGUCCACAAAUACGCCCAAACGCGUCAUUUAAGGGUGUGAGGCAUCAUUAAAUGGUAAAAGGAGUCCUUUUACAAGGCACUGUCAGGUCUGGAACGCUGCGUUUACGUGGCGUGAUAGCAACUCACAAAGAAGGGGUUCCAUCAGCAGGGGUCCAGGGUCCUGGUACGGGGCCUCCAGUUCUUGGCGUGACUUUAUCAACGUGAACCGUCCCACAGGGAAGGGUUUUCAGCGACCUUGAUAGGGCAGAGACGAGUGUAAAUUAUGAUUCAUCUCAUUUGUCCAGUGUACCCCCUACAGUGGGGGGUGGCAAACUUGACUCCCACCACUUCCUCCACCCAGCACACCACAUACACAAACAACGCUUCCACUACACAACACAUCCCAGUAAGAAGCUCAGCAACCAGUUCAGUUCCUUUCAUGUUGAUCUCAUUUCUCUAGUUCACUUUUCCUGCUACUUCCUGUUUGUUGAUGUGAAAUAUUGAACCUGUUGCGCAACAUAAACGUCAAAGAAAAUGUUGAGUCAAAAAGUGGUUGUCGUGACUAGGGCUGCACAGUAUGAAGAAACGUGCCAUAUCAUAGUUGGAAAUGUUGACAUGACCUUUGUUAUGUAAACCAGUUCUUCAGUGUUUGGUGCUCAUGUCUUUUCUGCUUUAUUGCUCAAAUUGACCCCUGGCAAUAAAGGCAAUGAAGUCACAAAAAUGUAUAUGUAUUACUUCUAUAUCAGCAGCAUGACUUGUAUAAACCAAAAAAACUGCAUUCUGCAGCACUCUUCAGGCAUAUUAGUGUCUAAGUUGGCAAAUUAAUAUAUUUAACAUAUAUUUAGAAUGCAUGGCUUUUAAUAGAAUAUUUGUGACACACACAUUUAUUUCACGUGUGUGUGUGUGUGUAUGUAUGUAUAUAUUUUAUAUAUAUAUAUAUAUAUAUAUAUAUAUAUAUAUAUAUAUAUAUAUAUAUAUAUUAUAUAUAUAUAUACACACACACACACUCUCACAUGAUGAUAUUGUGAUGAAAAAAAUUCCAUAUACUGUGCAUCCCUGGUCUUUACCAACGUCCAGUGAAUCAUGGGGUUCAACACUGGACCUCAGGAUCCACUGUAGAUUAGACAACUGAAAGGAGCUGUUGCUGUUCCUGUCUCCGAGGUUUUACCCCAGAUCCCUGCUAAUGGUAGUUGUCCUUAAGUAGCUACCGCAUGUCUGGAGUAAAACCAGUGAAUGAAUUUUCGUGGUUGAUAACACAUUUUCAGGACAGACUGAAUGAAUCAAGUAAACCCCCACGUGGGCAGUGCAACGGUAUUUAAGAAGACCUUUUUAAACAGAUGAUGAAUUCUGGAACUUGUACUUUGGACUGCCCAGAUGUGAGAGCCACUGAGCUCCUAGCUGGCUCGCCAAUAUAUCCAUCAAUAAGUACGGUGAUGUGUGGAAUGGCAUUUUUGGAAAGAUAUUUCAAUUUUUUUCUUUUUUUUUUUGUUGAUGCAUGGGUAUGACUGACCUGUGCAGGUUUGACUUCAACUUUAUCAAAAGAACACUAAAACGCGGUGAGUGAGUGUGUGCUGUCAUUUGUUCUUGUUUCAUGUACAAAAUAUUUUGGAGGACGCCUCUAACUAUUGAAGCUUCCUCCUCGAUGUGCUGUGUGAUGGAACGGUGGUGGAACAGUCCUUCAUCCGCUGAGACAGCUGACCACCACUCCGCUGUCAGCUUUAUUUUUCAGAAGCUGGUCAUUGUGAUGCACCACUUGACAAACAAUGUUGAAAUGAAUCAGUUGGAUCUAUGUUUGAGCAAACUCUUGUUUUGGUGAACUUCUGCCUUGUGGCGUUUCUCUAAUUUGACUCCAACCAAAUGUGAAAAACAAAACAUUUGUUUGGCCAAGUGAUGAUUUAGAGAACUUUUGUUCUGACUGAAGUUUUAAUGAAUUUGGCAGACGUGAAGGCAGAUGAAUGUAUAUGUUUGUACAAACCAUUUAGUUCAGAGGACAUGUUAGUUAUGUCACACAUGCAAGGAAAAAAAAAUAACAUUUUUAUACAUCCUUUUUGUAUUAGAACAUUAACAAUGGUAAUUUUUGUAAAUACCAAACUUAGGCUUUCUGAUUAGCAGAGAGGUGAAACAUUCCUACAUUUUUUUAAAUGUAUGUCUAUUGCAAAUGUUUCAUGUGCCUUUUAUUUGGGUUGGUCUGAAUAAAAGAAACCGGAGCGUGAUUGUGGACUGUCUGAGUCUCAGAGGGAAGGGGCAACUCCUGAAGCCGAGGUUUCUGGGGUUCUGGUCCAGGUCCGGACAGGUCCACUGUGUCUCCACGGGCUCACAGUUGACUGCUCACCAUAGAAGUGCCUCAGUGGUUCACUUAUCAGAGGGGAUUGGGGGAUUUGUGCCAAAUUAUAGUUUGUAUAUGAGGACAAAGACAUUUUUCCCCUUUUAGUAACUAUUAAAUGGAAAAUGUAGCA